This is a messenger RNA of Phascolarctos cinereus (koala), 2574 nucleotides long. RefSeq names its product angiotensin-converting enzyme-like protein Ace3. Lineage: Eukaryota; Metazoa; Chordata; Mammalia; Diprotodontia; Phascolarctidae. Gene Ontology annotation, molecular function: peptidyl-dipeptidase activity; metallopeptidase activity. The record is from RefSeq and is a predicted model, not a curated record. Gene Ontology annotation, biological process: positive regulation of systemic arterial blood pressure; regulation of systemic arterial blood pressure by renin-angiotensin; proteolysis. Gene Ontology annotation, cellular component: plasma membrane.
CCCAGUGUGGAUAUCCCUUGGCUAUGGGCAGACAUUGGAUUAUUCCCCUUUGGUCUUCCAUACUUCUAUUUUGCUAUUGUGGGCAGUCCCUCUCACUGUUCAGCAUGGGGAGAGCUGAGAAUUCAAGAAAUGAUGCCCUAAGAAACAUCACCAAAAAUGAAACAAGAAAUGAGUCAGCGGCAAAUGAAUUCAUGAAAGAGUAUGAUCAGACAGCUCAAGCAGUGUGGAAUGAGUACAUAUUGGCCCUUUGGCAAUACAGCACCAACAUCACUGAGUAUAACCGCCAGAAGAUGCUGGAAAAGAACUUCGUGAUGGAUCAGCAUACAUCGUAUUAUGGCACAAAGGCUCACCACUUUAACACUACCAACUUUAGGAACCCACUACUGAAGCGCAUCCUGUGGAAGCUGAGGAAAAUGGAGAAGGCCAGCCUACCCAAGAAUGACCUUAAGGAGUACAAUGAACUUCUAGCAGAUAUGGAGACAAUCUACAAUACGGCUGAUGUGUGCUUAGAAGAGGGACCUUGCGUGAUCCUAGAGCCUGAUCUUACAGAGCUGAUGGCUUCCUCCCGAAAGCAGGAGGAACUACUUUGGGCCUGGCAAGGUUGGCGGGAUUCUGUGGGUCGGCAGCUUCGCCCCAUCUGCAGUCAGUAUGUGGAGCUCAGCAACAAGGCUGCCAGGCUCAGUGUGUUAUAUUUGGCCCUGCUGCUGCACCUCCAAGGGAACAUGUGGGCUCAGUACUGGACCAACAUCAUUGACCUAGUCACACCCUUUCCUUCAUCCACCAGAAUGGAUGCCACCAUGGCCAUGAGGAGCCAGCAUUGGACAUCCUUUAAGAUGUUUGAGGAGGCUGACAAAUUCUUCCAGUCUCUGGGGCUGCUCCCUGUUCUCCCUGAAUUCUGGGAAAAAUCAAUGCUGGAGAAGCCACAGGAUGGAAGAGAUGUGGCAUGCCAAGCCUCUGCUUGAGACUUCUAUGAUGGCAAGGACUUCAGGGUAAAGCUUUGCACCAAGGUGGACAUGGAAGAUCUAUUGUCCAUCUUCCAUGAGAUGGGCCAUAUCCAGUACUUCAUGCAGUACAAGAAUCUGUCCUUGGCACUCCGAGAAGGUGCCAACCCAGCCUUCCAUGAGGCCAUAGGGGAUGUGGUGGCCCUCUCCGUCUCCACCUACAACUACCUUUACAACUCAGAGCUGACGGUUGCUGAAACAGAGGACUACGAAAGCGAUAUCAACUUCCUUAUGAACAUGGCAUUGGAAAAGAUUGCCUUCAUCCCCUUCAGCUACCUGGUGGACCAGUUUCAAUGGAAGGUGUUUGGUGGCCAAAUCAGCAAGGAAUUUUACAAUCAGGAAUGGUGGAAUCUGAGGUUAAAAUAUCAGGGAUUAUGCCCACCAGUGCCAAGGUCAGAGGAAGACUUUGACCCAGGUUCUCAGUUCCACAUUGCUGCCAACAUACCUUAUAUCAGGUACUUUAUCAGCUAUGUGAUCCAGUUCCAAUUCCAUGAGGCCCUAUGUCGAGCCUCAGGAAACUCAGGUCCCCUGCACAAAUGUAAUAUCUAUAGGUCCCAAGAGGCAGGAAAACUCCUAGGGGACGUCAUGAAACUUGGAUUCAGCAAGCCAUGGCCAGAAGCAAUGAAGAUGAUCACUGGACAGUAUAAUAUGUCAGCAAAAUCACUCAUGAAGUACUUUAAGCCCCUCCUGGACUGGCUCGUUGCUCAGAAUGUGCGUCAGGAAGAGGUCCUGGGCUGGCCUGAGUUUAACUGCUUCAUCUCUGAUGAUAAUGGGAAAAGAAAAGUGAGCUUCCUGUCUAUGAAGAUGGACUAUGCUAAUGCCAUUGCUGGGCAGUGGGUGCUGCUGAUCCUAUGUCUGUUCCUAGUCUUGGUCAUAGCAGUUCUGCUCUAUAAGUUUCUAUACGAGAGCAAGAUGCCUGGUCCAAACAAGGAAGACGCGUUUCAGGGCAUCCACAUGAAGAUCCAGAAUGUUAUCAGGAGUCAUUACUUUCUCUUCGGUCUGAUCCUGCUUAUGCUGCUGUCUGUGAUGAUUCUAGUUGUCUUCAUUCCUGAACAGCAAGAAAGCCUGGAAGACCAGCCUCUAUCAUUUACAAAGCAAAAAGUAGAGGCCUUCAUCUUAGACACCAGAAACAAAGACCUGCCCCAGUGAUGCAAACUGUAUUUAUAUUUGGGUGCGGGGAGGGCAGAGAUGAAAGGGUAAACUGGGGAGGGGGGCAGGGAGAAGGCAGAUAUAAGACCAAGAGUAGAGGUUGACUUCAGAUUGUAGAGCUGUAUCUAUAUUUGUGACUAUAUAGCUCUGGGUAUGGUGGUGAUUACGGAUGGCUAUGAUUAUGUGUGCUCAUGUAUUACUAUGGGGACCAUGACUGUGUGUGUCAUUUUGUGUGUGAUAGGUAUGACGGGGUAUGUAUGAGACUAUAGCUAUGUACAUAUGUAUGACUGUGAUAUGUGUGUGUGUGUGUGUGCGCACGCGCGCAAAUGUACCCAAGGCCCCAAGCUUUAUCUCCCAGUCUCCUUCGGGACCUCAGGUACCUCUGUUCUGAUCACCUGAUUGCUCUGUCCACCUCCCAACUCCA